AUGCCUGUCAUCUCGCGCCUGUUGUCUAUCCCGCUUCGCAUCGCGGAAAUCGCAUUCGCGGCCGUUGUUGUGGGUAUUAUUGGACAUUAUCUUGCAUCUUUUGAUUCCAUUCAGCCUUGGCCUCAGGCACGAUGGAUCUAUACUGAAGUCAUUGGUGGACUGUCGAUACUGCUGGGACUGAUUUGGCUGAUUCCCUUCUCUUCUGGCUUCUUCUCUUGGCCCCUGGACAUUCUCAUCUCAUUCGCCUGGUUCGCCGCUUUUGGUAUUCUGGUUGACGCUAUUCACCACCUGCCCUGUGGUAGCAUCUGGUCAUGGGAGUUCCGCGGUGACUCUGUUUGCGGUCGCUGGAAAGCCGCUGAGGCAUUUAGCUUCUUGUCCGCGAUUGUUUGGCUCGUCUCUGGUCUAGUGGGCAUCUGGUUUACUUUCCGCAAGCGCGACACUACAGCCGCUACUACCACUCCCCGCCGUCGCUGGGGUCGCGAUCGUAAAGUCGAGACUACCACCGCCGCAGUAUAG
Molecule: messenger RNA, 516 nt
Organism: Penicillium verhagenii
Lineage: Eukaryota; Fungi; Ascomycota; Eurotiomycetes; Eurotiales; Aspergillaceae
Product: MARVEL domain-containing protein
Exons: 4
Coding region: 1-516 (171 amino acids)
Cellular component (GO): membrane
Source: RefSeq, a predicted model, not a curated record